CGUUGUUUCAGCUGUGCCUGUCUCCGCGCCGCUUUUAUAUAAACUUUCUCCCAGCUUUAGUUUUUAUUUUCGUCCCUUUCUUCGUCGAACACACAUCUCCGAUUUUCUCAUCAUGACUCAACGCGAGGUUUUCAUUGCUGCUGCUAUCCGUACUCCUCUUGGUGGUUUUAACGGCUCGUUGGCUUCCCUGUCGGCAACCAAGCUCGGUUCGCUUGCUAUUGAAGCUGCCAUCAAGAAGGCCAACCUUCCUGCUGAAGCUGUUGAGGAAGUUGUCUUUGGCUGUGUCCUGACAGGAAACCUCGGUCAGAACCCUGCACGACAAGCUGCAUUGGGUGCCGGACUCCCUGACACCACCGUUGCUACCACUGUAAACAAGGUCUGUGCUUCGGGCAUGAAGGCUGUUGCGAUGGCUGCUCAGAGCAUCAUACUUGGCAAUGCCGAUGUCAUUGUCGCCGGUGGUAUGGAAUCCAUGACCAACACUCCUUACUACUUGCCCAAGCAGCGCUUCGGCUCGACCUAUGGCCAUCAAGAGGUGGUCGACGGUGUUUUGAAGGAUGGUUUGACGGAUGUGUACAAUGACUACCCCAUGGGUGUGGCUGCUGAAGAGUGUGCUGAGCGUCACGGUAUUACUCGCGAGAUGCAGGACGACUAUGCUGUCGAAUCGUACAAGCGUGCUCAGGCUGCUUUUGCUGCUGGCUACUACAAGGAUGAAAUUGUCCCUGUCACUGUCUCAGGUGGCCGCGGCAAGCCUGAUCGCGUGGUGGACACUGAUGAUGAAAUCAACAAGUUCAACGAGGCUAAACUUCGCGCAGUGCGUCCCGCAUUCAAGCCCAAGGACGGUACUGUUACUGCUCCCAACGCAUCGCCCUUGUCGGAUGGCGCAGCUGCUAUUGUCUUGGUCUCCCGCGAAGCUGCUGAAAAGUACAACUUGACUCUUAUCGCCAAGGUCUCUGGUUGGGCCGAUGCUGCUCAGGCUCCCAACAAGUUCACUGAUUCUCCUGCCCUUGCUAUUCCCAAGGCCAUCAAACAUGCCGGUUUGAAGGAGGAGGAUAUUUCCUACUACGAAAUCAACGAAGCGUUCUCUGUUGUCGCAUGCGCUAACGUCAAAAUGUUGAACAUCUCUACGGAUAAGGUUAAUGUCUUUGGUGGUGCUGUUGCGAUGGGCCAUCCUCUUGGCUGCUCUGGUGCAAGAAUCAUUGCUACGCUCUACUCCGUCUUGAAGCAGAAGGAUGCCAAGUAUGGCGCUGCUGGUGUGUGCAACGGUGGUGGUGGUGCUUCCGCCUUGGUUAUCGAACGCUUGUAAACAAUGCUGUAACAACUUGAAGAUUUGUGAAAGAACUUGACCUUUUAUGGUUUAUACUGGCUUGGCAAAGCAAAGAGUUCAUGCAUUAGAACACAAAUGCCCCUUUCACAAUCUUGCCUCCCUUUCCUCUG
Zychaea mexicana is the source of this 1434-nucleotide messenger RNA. Its product is annotated as Thiolase, N-terminal domain-containing protein. The transcript has 5 exons. NCBI's taxonomy places the organism in Eukaryota, Fungi, Mucoromycota, Mucoromycetes, Mucorales, Lichtheimiaceae. Bases 113 to 1303 code for a protein of 396 amino acids. Gene Ontology annotation, biological process: fatty acid beta-oxidation. Gene Ontology annotation, molecular function: acetyl-CoA C-acetyltransferase activity. The record is from RefSeq and is a predicted model, not a curated record.